AUGAAUUACCAAUUGUACAAAUUGCGAGCAUUUUGCGGAAUACUUGUGUGCAUGUCAGUAUCAGUUAGCGGGCAUCUUCGGUACUCCAUUUCGGAAGAACUGGAGCGUGGCGCCUUUGUUGGAAAUGUUGCCCGAGAUUUGAGGUUAAAUGUUGCAGAGCUUUCGGCUCGCAAUUUUCGGAUUGUCUCUCAACAUAAAGCAAAAUAUCUGGAUGUGAAUAUGAAAACAGGAAUAUUGGUCAUAAAUGAGAAAAUAGACAGGGAGCAGCUUUGCGAACAGACCCUCGAAUGUUUAAUGAAGCUGGAGGCGGUGGUGGAGAAUCCGCUGAAACUCUAUGGAGUUAACAUUGAGAUUUCUGAUAUAAAUGACAAUUCGCCCGUUUUCGAUCGAGAAGAAUUCCGCUUGAAUAUUUCAGAAAUGACGUCUCCCGGAUCCCGCUUCAGGCUGCAGAAUGCGCAUGAUCCGGACGCCGGCAGCAACAGUGUCCGCGCCUAUCAGCUCAGCCAAAAUGAACAUUUCAUUUUGGACGGGGAAAUGGCUAUGGAGCAAAUCAGUAUGCCCGAUCUUGUGCUUGAGCGACCACUCGACCGAGAGCAGCAAUCCAUUCACAGGCUAACGCUGAUGGCUAUUGAUGGAGGAAACCCUCAGAGAACCGGAACUACACAUAUUGUCAUCACGGUGUUUGAUGUGAAUGACAAUACGCCAGUUUUCGAACAGAACGUUUAUCAUAUCACCAUUGCAGAAGAUGCGCCAAUGGGUGUUUUGAUGCUGAAAGUUAAGGCUGUUGAUGUGGACGAAGGUCUAAAUGGCGAUGUGAAAUAUUAUUUCAGCGACAAUACUCCCGAGAGCGUAAGGGAACUAUUCACCGUGGACUCUGAAAGUGGAGAAAUGCGAGUAAUUGGUAGUCUGGAUUUUGAAGAAACACAAGAUUAUGAUAUUUCUAUUAAAGCUACGGACGGCGGACCUUUUGCUGUGCCUGCGUACUGUAAAGUCAUUAUCAAAGUUACCGAUGUAAAUGAUAACUCUCCUGAAAUAACAAUUACCUCCACCUUCACGCCAAUUCGAGAACACGCUCCGCUAGAGACUGCAGUAAUUCUUUUAAAAGUUACGGAUGCAGACACUGAUCACAAUGGAGACGUUUCGUGUCACAUUGCAGAUAACAUCCCCUUUAAACUUGAUAGGUCUUUUAAUAACUAUUUCACAGUGUCCACUACCAGUGACAUAGAUAGAGAGAAAAACACUGACUUCAACGUUACAAUUAUAUGCACAGACGCAGGCUUCCCUCGACUCCACACCAGCAAAACUAUUCAAGUUCAGAUCUCUGAUAUAAAUGACAACGCGCCUCGCUUUACGCAAGCCGAGUUUACCAUAUAUGUGGAGGAAAAUAAUGUUAAGGGUGCUUCGAUUGGUUCGGUAUCAGCAUUUGACCCGGAUUAUAGUCAUAACGCACAAUUGAGUUUCUCUAUUUUGGAUGACCUUGUUAAUGGAUUGCCUAUAUUAAAUGUCAUCUCUAUCAAUUCAUCCACUGGUGAGAUACAUGCGCAACAGUCACUUGAUUAUGAACAAAUCAAAAAGUUUCAGGUCCAUGUUCAUGUAAAAGAUGCUGGGUUCCCACCACUCAGUAGUAAUGUAACCGUGAAUAUAAUCGUCACAGAUCAGAACGACAAUGCCCCUGUAAUCCUGUCACCUUUACCAAAUAAAGGUUCCACAGUGGAGGAGACAAUACCCAAAUCUGCAGAUUCGGGUUACUUGCUCGCAAAGGUGAUAGCCACAGACGCAGAUUCUGGACUAAACGCCCAAAUUGUCUACCAACUUCUCCAGCCCACUGACAGCAGUUUGUUUACUAUAGCUCCUGAAACAGGAGAAAUUUGGACAAUUCGCCGAUUCGUACUUAGAGAUUCGCUCAGGCAAGUCGUCACAAUUUUGGUCAGGGACAAAGGCACACCAUCACUUUCAUCUACAGCCACCAUCAAAGUAUCAGUGCAGGAUACCAUGACAGAAAAUGCAUCUAAGAUUUCCAAAGUGUCGACUUCUGGGCCGUGGAAAUCAGAUGUAAAAUUAUAUUUAAUUAUUUCAUUUGGCACAACCUCAUUCAUUUUACUGUUGGCUAUUGUAAUUCUCGGCGUUAAGGUGCAGAGAGAUGGAACGGAAAUCAGUAAUUGUUGCUGGAGCCCAUCAUACUAUUCCAAAAGGGAUUCUCUACAUGGAAGUCAAAAGGCAAGUGUGAAUCUUCAAAUGCCACCCAAUUAUAAAGUGGGAUAUAAAAACGAAGACCCACCACAAGAGUUUUCCUAUGACGUGCAUGCAGAUACAGCUAUGAAUGACUUCAUGUUUCUAAAAUUGGACGGUACAGCCGCACCCAUGAUUAACAUAAAGACUGGUUUUUGUGUCAAUGAGAAGUCCUCAAAAAGUUCAAGCAAUGUAACCACUCAAUUUCAUGAGGACCCAAAGUCUGGCAAAGACAUUACGAAAUUAAACACAAAUAAUGGCUUUCAGAGAAACUUGGCAAGCGACAAUCCGAAUUAG
Molecule: messenger RNA, 2526 nt
Organism: Pristis pectinata (smalltooth sawfish)
Lineage: Eukaryota; Metazoa; Chordata; Chondrichthyes; Rhinopristiformes; Pristidae
Product: protocadherin-10-like
Exons: 2
Coding region: 1-2526 (841 amino acids)
Biological process (GO): homophilic cell-cell adhesion
Cellular component (GO): plasma membrane
Molecular function (GO): calcium ion binding
Source: RefSeq, a predicted model, not a curated record